CAAGACGCCAGAUAGCGGGGCUACGCCGGGUAUUUGUAGGCUAACAAGGCUGACGCAGAUAAUGCUAUUUCCAAAAAUUUAUCUUGCCUCCCUCUCCUUCCAUUGAGAACACCGGACUUCUGGCAUUGAUACGAUCCAACUGGUGCGGUUGAAAGCGACAGAAUGAGUACUGCUGAAGAGUCUGAGAGUUCAAAUGUCGUUUUCACAGGCGAGGGACGUCCAUGUGUCACGGCUGCAAAGCCGAGCACCUUCCGCGUGAAGGACAAAGUGGUUCUUGUCAGUCAAACUGGAUCACGUCUGGGGCCCUAUUGGAUUGCAGAGGUCCUUGGGCCUGGGGUAUAUACUCUAUGCUUUGAAAACGGGCAGCCUGCCGAGGAAGGGGAAAGGAUCUACGAGGUCAGUUUGGAGGCUGCACCGUAAGGUGGUUCAGAAAUGUGAUGUUUGAUAAGCUGUUGUCUAAGUCUUAUGACUUCUAAAACACAUAAUCUGCCAUAUAAAAGAACAGAGACACGAUGGACACACGGAUUCUCAUGUCGUGAGGCUGAUGAGCAGCUAAUUAUAGCCUAAUCGACCGGUCAGUAUUUACGCGAAGUCAUAAGGGCUAGAUCAACCCAGCCUGCAAAGGAUUGCGCUC
This is a messenger RNA of Boeremia exigua, 634 nucleotides long. RefSeq lists its product as uncharacterized. Bases 163 to 420 code for a protein of 85 amino acids. The record is from RefSeq and is a predicted model, not a curated record. NCBI's taxonomy places the organism in Eukaryota, Fungi, Ascomycota, Dothideomycetes, Pleosporales, Didymellaceae. The transcript is spliced from 3 exons.